CUUAUAAAUUGGACUAUGAUCAUUAGUUCACAGAAACUUAACCCAGCGGUCCCUAACCAAAGAUCUGUGGUUCCAGCAACAUGGGAUGUUGAUCCGGCCAGAUGUUCUUAGUUACAAGGCUACAUAGCUAUCCAUGUGUCAAACUCGAGAUCCCGUGGCGGUGACUCAACCACCACGUUCUCCGAGAAUGGAUAUGAGUAACCAUGCUGGUGGGAUUGGCAUUCAGUUGUUGGCCCACUCAAACUACAAGGUUUGGAGGACCUGUAUGGAGUCAUACCUCGUAGGAGAAGACUUGUGGGAUGUCGUUGACGGAAAUGACACCACAAGUCCAGAACCAGAAGCUACUGCUGAUGAAAUUAUAAGUUCAUCAGAUGCUCUCAAGAAGUGGAAGCGGCUGAAUGCCAAGGCCGAGUUUGCCUUAAAGAGAUCUAUCUCUCAGACCCUGUUCGAUCGUAUCAUCGGAUGCAAGUCUGCUCAUGAGAUAUGGCAGACCCUCAGAUUGCUCAAUGAGGGGGAUAAGGCGGAAGCAGACCCUACUCAGACUCGUCAAGCACGUGGAUCUAAUAAUUAUGCAGCAGGAUCGUCCCAGCAGGGUCUUAAAUUAUGCGGAUCAUACAAUGGAGAUGAUCUCCCGCGUUACCAAGAGCUGUAUAAGGCAGCAAUAGCAGGAGAUUGGAACACUGCUGAGAAGAUUUUCAAGAGUGGCCCUGAAGCAAAAACGGCCGUAAUUUCUACGCGACAAGAAACCGCACUGCAUGUUGCAACGUCAAUGGGACAGGCACGAUUCGUAGAGAAGCUAGUACAGCUCCUGUCCCCAAAAGACCUGGAAAUGACGGAUUUCAAAGGCUAUACGGCCCUCCACAUUGCAGCAAUAUAUGGGAGUUUGGAUGCGGUAAAGACUCUGCUCAAGAAAAACAAGAUGUUGACCCAAAUCGUCUCCACUGAGGGAUAUACGGCCCUCCACGUCGCAGCCUAUUACAACAGCAAAGAUGUGAUGUGGCACCUUACCUUGAAUACUACCGAUGAUCCUCCUGGUCGUCCCUUCACAGGCCCUAAGGCUGGUGUGCUCAUUCUGCAUCUGGUGUGGUCAGGUUUCUACGAUAUUUGCCUUCACCUAUUGGAGAGAUAUCCAAACUUAGCUACCGCAACAACUGAAUCAAAACAGGGAAUGCUGGCAGCUUUGAGAGACAAGUCUUCUGAUUUCGAAAGUGGAUGCAAGCUUCACUUCUGGCAGAGAUGCAUAUACCACAUUCUUCCGGAGGAAGUGGUACUCGACGGCCAUAUGCCAACUCGACUACUCAAAAAUGAUGUGGAAGACCCUGAUCCGGCAGUGAACACCCAAAUAUCACCGACUUCAGCUGGAACACAUUGGACUCAAGUUCGACAGUGGAGCAUCGAAAUUGCUUGGAAAGCUCUGGAAUAUUUUGCAUUUGGGGUGAUCAAGUGCAUCAAAGAUGAAAAAUACAAACACAAAUGCACCCGCAGGCUUGUGGAAAUUGCAUGCCAGGAGAUGUCACGCAAUAUGACUCCGCCUGAGAUACUUCAGUCCCUUGCAAUUCAACAUGUUCUGCCUGUAGCAGUGCGGAACGGCAUAAUUGAAAUAGUAACCAUUUGCCUUCAGUAUUUUCCCACUUCGAUUUGGAUCAAUACACCACGUGGGACCAUAAUUCAGGAGGCAGUAACCCUACGACAAGAGAAGGUGUUUAAUCUUAUGCUUGACAAGAACGCGAUCAACAAAAUGAAUUCCGGCACUGUGUUCGGAAACACUGGUCAGAAUCUUUUGCAUCUUGCUGCAAAACUGUCACCUUACCCUGAACUUUCAUCUAUAUCUUGUCCUGCUCUACAAAUGCAAAGAGAGUUGCAGUGGUUUCAGGCUGUGGAAGAGUUUGUUCAUCCCUCGGUUAGACUACUUAUGGAUAAAAAAGGCCUAACACCACGAGAACUGUUUACGACGGAACACCGGGGAUUACUCAGAGAUGCGGAGAGAUGGAUGAAGGAUACAUCAAACUCCUGUAUGGUGGUAGCCACCCUCAUAGCUACGGUCGUUUUUGCAGCAGCUUUCACAGUUCCCGGCGGUAAUGUCGAAGGCAGAGGCACUCCGCUGUUUUUAAACAAGCAAGUCUUCAUGUUGUUUGCUGCGUCCGAUGCUUUAGCUCUCUUUUCCUCUACAACUGCCAUCUUAAUGUUCUUGUCUAUCCUGACGGCACGGUAUGCAGAAGAAGAUUUCCUCCGAGUGCUCCCGAAGAGGUUGAUAUUAGGAUUCGCGUCCUUGUUCCUUGCCAUAGCGACCAUGAUGGUGGCAUUCGGUGCAGCACUGCAUAUGGUCCUAAGUGAGAGGUUCAAGUGGAUUUUCUUACCGAUCAUAGCACUCACUUCCGUCCCCGUUGCUCUCUUUAUUAUGUUGCAACUUCCACUGUUCAUCUUCAUGGUGCAGUCAACAUAUGGUUCCGGCAUUUUUCACCCAAAGAAAAUUUGGUAAUCAAUUGAAGGAUACAUCGGGGCGUUUUGCGCUAUGUAAGCAAUAUGUGUGUGUGUAUCUUUAUUUCAUGGAUUGGUUUGGAGAAUUGUCAUUAUAUUGCUCUAAUAAGUUGUUGUAUGAAUUGGAUUUGUUGAGUGAAUCUGGACUAUGUAAGCCAUAUGUGUAUCCAUUAUAAUGCUCUGGUCUGGAAAAGGUUCCGCUCAUUAAGUGAAUAAUUUUUACCGUGUA
Molecule: messenger RNA, 2707 nt
Organism: Punica granatum (pomegranate)
Lineage: Eukaryota; Viridiplantae; Streptophyta; Magnoliopsida; Myrtales; Lythraceae
Source: RefSeq, a predicted model, not a curated record